UAUAUUUUUGACUGGGGGGGCAGGCAGCGGGAGAAGAAAGGAGCGGACGUACCCGGGCUUGAAGGAUGCCCAGGAUAAUGUCACCGCCGCGUUAUUCGCUCUCUCACAUAUCCCUAUCAUGAUAAACGCUGUCGGGGCGGUCGCCCGCAGGAUGCCGUCGGCGGCCCGGCGGAGCGGAUGCUGGACAGCGUGGUGCCAGGCGGUGCUGUUCGGCGCGUCGGCGCUGGUUAUUGUGGCCGAACGGACCGCACUGUUCUACUGUGUAGGGUUUUACCUUUGGAAUGAGGAGACGCAGUGGGCGGGCCUCACUCUCGGCCUCUUUAUACCGGGGACAGCAGUUCAACUGCUGAGCAUGAAAUGGUACUGUGAUGACGGUGAUGACAGGCGAUGCUACCUGUCUGUCAUACACAUACUGCACUUGGGCAUCUUCAGAAGGUUAUGGGACUGCAUAAAGGCUGUGCUGCGUAGGCAGGACUCGGUCGCUGAGCUGGGAGCUGCUGUCAUGCAGCAGGCAGAUGUUGCUGCUCUCUGGCUGCUGGAGGCCCUCGUCCUCACACUGCCUCAGAGCCUGCUGCAGGCGUAUGUCGUGGUGUCCACUGAUGUGGGCAUCAUGUCUCCAGUGGGCUAUUGCUCUGGUUUCUGUUUGCUGUCUAUUUCCUGGGCCCUGGUAUUGUACAGCAGAGCCUGUUGUCUGAUACGACCAGGCCACCUGGCGUUGCCUCCGGCGGCCCUGCUGUGCCAGCUGGUGUGGAGGGCGGGCAUGUUGGCUGCAAGGGUGACUUGCCUCAUGGUCUUUGCCAGGGUCUUUAACUGGUGGGUCUGUGGAGUGGCAGGUUUCCACUGGCUCACGGCCUCCUUCUGGCUGGUAUCACAGCAACCAGACAUCUGCACCGGCCCCUGGUGUUGGCGUGCCUUUAACGGCAUCAUGGGGCUUGUCCACAUCUUCCUCUUCCUCAACGUCAAAGACGGACCGUCGCGCUUCCGCAUGGCCAGUUUUUAUGCAUUCAUGCUCAUAGAGAACGCCACUCUGUUGCUGGCUGCCUCCGACUUCCUUAGCGAAGCAUCAUGGGACAGUAUGACCCUUCCUGCCACUGUGCUGUGCAGCUUUCUCCUCGGUGCUACCUCUCUUGUCAUAUACUACCGAUUCCUUCAUCCCAAGUCAACAGAGAUCUCCCAGGGUCCGAACCAUAACCACGUGGGCAGCACGUGUAUAGAACGAGGCGAAUCCUCCUUCUCCUUCGGGGACAAAAGCCUGCCAGCUCCCUCCAUGCAAAACCACGGCAGCUUCUCUCUCUCAGGUGUGGCUGGUUCUCUGCUGGAGCACCCCGGGACCUGCGGCGUCCGAGCUAACAGCUCCUGCCCUUGCUACCAUCACCACUGGCUCCUAAUCCGGCUGGCUCUGAAAACAGGAGACCUGAGUAAGAUCAACAGAGCGUAUGGGGCAGGUGGAGCAGCAGCAAUACUGGACAUGGAGGAGUACAACCAAGGGUUUAAGAGCAACGAGGGUAUGACUAUCACAGCACCAGGCAGCUGCGAGGCCAUCUCCACCUCAGAGUCUCAGGGGAAAGGCCUGGCACCCCUCUCAGACUGCAAAGACGAGUUCCAAAGCGUGAGCGAGCCCACGUCAAGCGAACAGCCCGAAGAGGAGGAGGAUGACAGUCUGGAUAUGGAGAGCCCGCUGGAGACACCCACAUCAGAUUUCAAACGUAGUUCACCCGAGGGCAAAUCUGUGUUUGGAGACAGCCCGGAGCCGUAUUUCUGCCCUACAGAGUCAAGUUCAACCUUAUAUUUCAGCGCCGAUCCUCAGUCUCCCAGCAGUGCCAGUAACCCCCGUUUGGACCGGGACACUGGGGUUCGGGAACAUGGGGUGCGCCUUAGCUCAAUCCCCAGCGAUCCAGCUCUUCACAGAGAUAUACGUGGGAUCAUGGGCCGGGUUGGACCACGCUGUACCUCCACUCCUAAAUUGGACUCCGGAGUGAUGGACUCCUCUAAUAUCCCUCAUCUCACAGGUCCCAGAAGGCAGCUUAUAAUGUCCCGAAGAGACGAGGAAGAAACCUUCUAGCUUUCUCAAGACAGAAUCAGGGAAAGAGCAUCAGCAACUUAAGCUUUUUCAUCUACUCAGUGCUGUAGGAUGAGAAGGCUGGCAGAAAUUUCACCUCUAUAUGUCUAUAUACAGUAUCUAAUACACUGUGGGGCCUGGUAUAAUGCUAAGCUAAGCCCGUGCUCUUCACAAAUCAUAAGCUAUUUUCUAAAAGCGUUGCUUUGCCCAAAUGCUCGACACACAGAGGUGAAACCUUCAGCAGUGUUUUCAUCACACAUAAAGAGGCUAAUCAAGGAGCUAAUUAGCCACAAAGUUAGUGUGUGGGGUCAGACACAGAUUCUACCUGACACUUAAUUAACUAAAGCCUCAAGAAUCAUACUGUGCAACAAUAAAUAUUGAUUCUGCCAGAUUGUAAUUACAUAUUUAAAGACAUAGCCAUGAGUUAUAUCAGAACAUCAUAAGAAAUAUGCAGCUGUUUCAUUAUCUCGGGCAACUGAUGAUCUCUAUAUUAUAUACUAACACUGCUGUCGUUCACGUUAUUCAUUGCCAGCAGUGACGAGAAUAAAAGGGAGGGGGAGUGUGUGUGAAUCUUCACCCUCUCAGCGUAAGCCAGAGCUUUGUUGGCUUCUUAAAAAGCACAAAUAUCUUCUGUAACAUAUGUGUGUUGCUGUGAUUUAUUUAUUUUUUUGUUAUACCCAUAAAGAAGAAGAAAAAA
Larimichthys crocea (large yellow croaker) is the source of this 2756-nucleotide messenger RNA. It is a transcript of the gene xkr5a, whose product is annotated as XK related 5a. Gene Ontology annotation, cellular component: membrane. The transcript has 7 exons. The record is from RefSeq and is a predicted model, not a curated record. Bases 119 to 2062 code for a protein of 647 amino acids. NCBI's taxonomy places the organism in Eukaryota, Metazoa, Chordata, Actinopteri, Sciaenidae.